Salarias fasciatus (jewelled blenny) is the source of this 502-nucleotide messenger RNA. It is a transcript of the gene npffl, whose product is annotated as neuropeptide FF-amide peptide precursor like. The coding region runs from base 116 to 502 and encodes 128 amino acids. Gene Ontology annotation, molecular function: neuropeptide hormone activity. Lineage: Eukaryota; Metazoa; Chordata; Actinopteri; Blenniiformes; Blenniidae. The transcript is spliced from 3 exons. The record is from RefSeq and is a predicted model, not a curated record.
AAGUUUGACACCACACGCCGCAAAGAGGACACCCAACCCCAACCAGGACGAGCCCCUUUUCAGUAGUAAUCUUCUUUCUGUUUCAUUUGCCUGACCUCCUCUUCAGCCCGAGAACAUGGAAACAGCGGCCGCGGUUACUCUUCUGGCUCUGGUUUUGGCGAUGGCUGGCAUCAGCCAGGCUCUUCACAUCCAGGGUGCUCUGGAGAAAACUGACAUUGUGCCUGGGAGCUCGGAGGAGUCCGUGGCUGAACGCCUGCUGGGGCCGGAGAUGGAAAACAGAGAAAACAGUAUUGACGAACGUCUGCUGGCCUCAGUGUUGAGAGCUCUGCUGCUUGGAUCCCAAAGAGAAACCAGGAACUCAGUCCUCCAUCAGCCUCAGAGGUUUGGCCGCGGCUCACGGGGACCCGUCGUGUCAGAGGAUCAGAUACUUACCCACGACUGGGAGGCGGCCCCCGGUCAGAUCUGGAGCAUGGCCGUACCGCAGAGAUUUGGCAGGAAGUAG